UGUUACCUCUUCUUCUUCCUCUUCUUCUAUUUAAAUAAAUGUGCCUCUUCCCCUUCUUAUUUACAGAGAAAUAACACAAAUAUAUAUUUCUAAAGAGGGAUUUAGAGAGGUUUUAAAGAAGGCAAAAAGGAAUAGCCUUUCAUUUUCUCUGUCAUUAAUUUUAGGAGCUUUUGACUACAUGGGUGAGGAGAACAAAGGGGAGGAGAAAAAGGAGGAGAAAAAAGAAGAAGAGAAGAAGGUAGAAGAAAAGAAAGAAGAAGAAAAGAAAGAAGAUGAGGCUCCUCAAGAGAUUGUGCUCAAAGUUGAUAUGCAUUGUGAAGCUUGUGCCAGAAAAGUUGCCAGAUCCCUCAAAGGUUUCCAAGGAGUGGAGGAAGUAACGGCGGAUUGUAAGGCGAGUAAAGUGGUGGUGAAAGGCAAGAAUGCAGAUCCUCUCAAAGUGUUCGAAAGAGUUAAAAAGAAAAGUGGUCGAAAAGUGGAACUUAUUUCACCUUUGCCUAAGCCAACAGAAGAUAAAAAAGAUGAAAAGAAAGAGGAGCCGCCCAAAGAAGAGAAGAAAGAAGAGCCUCCGCCGGUCAUAACGGUUAAGUUGAGCGUUCAGAUGCAUUGUGAUGCAUGUGCUCAGGCAUUGCAGAAACGAAUUCGGAAAAUUCAAGGAGUUGAAUCUGUUACGACCGACCUAGGAAACAAUCAAGUUAUAGUAAAAGGCGUCGUUGAUCCAGAAAAGUUAGUGAGCGACGUGUACAAGAGAACCGGGAAGCAAGCUAUAGUAGUGAAGGAGGAAGAGAAGAAGGAAGAAGAGAAGAAAGAGGAAGAGAAAAAGGAGAAAGAAGAAGAAGAAAAGAAAGGAAAUGAACAAGAAGAAAGCAAAGGAGAAGAUGAUAAAACAACAACAGACAUCAAGAAAAAUGAAUAUUUGCAUCCAAAGGAUUAUAUCUAUAUGGAGUAUGCUAAUUAUCCUCCUCAGAUUUUCAGUGAUGAAAAUCCUCAUGCUUGUUCUGUCAUGUAACCUUUUCGGUUACUCUUCAUCAGUGGCGAAGUCAGAAAUUCUGACAACGAGAUCCAAAAAAAUCGAAAAAUGCUACACAUAAGAUUUGAACC
This is a messenger RNA of Nicotiana tabacum (common tobacco), 1098 nucleotides long. Lineage: Eukaryota; Viridiplantae; Streptophyta; Magnoliopsida; Solanales; Solanaceae. The record is from RefSeq and is a predicted model, not a curated record.